This is a messenger RNA of Gongylonema pulchrum, 216 nucleotides long. The record is from the annotation of a GenBank genome assembly. Lineage: Eukaryota; Metazoa; Nematoda; Chromadorea; Rhabditida; Gongylonematidae.
AUGCACUGCGCUGUAGUGAUUGUGCUGUGGCUGUUUAAGGCGCCGAUGACCGUUACCGAUCAGACUCCGAUGGAGACUGUUAUUGACAUGUUCAGGAAGCUUGGCUUGAGACAAGUGCUUGUGACGCGGAAUGGCCGCCUCCUCGGUAUUAUUACCAAGAAAGAUAUCUUGCAUUUUAUGAAAAUGGGCGAUACCAUCGAAAGUCAUCCUUUCUAA